AUGGAAAUGGCCUUUGGAGUUGGAAAAUUCGGGAUGACUCCGUGGCUGCUCUUCAGCUGCUCGGUCAUCUCGAUGGGGGCCAUCUUCUGGGGAUAUGACAUUGGCAUCCUGAGCACAAUCUACGUUUCCCCAGGGUUCAAAAAGGCGCUUGACAAUCCCUCCUCGAGCGACAAGGGCCUCAUCACUGCCAUCUUCUACGCCGGACAAUUCAUUGGAUUUGCAUUUCUCGCCGGGCCGACCAACAAUCGGUUUGGACGCCGCUGGGCUGGAUUCAUCGGCGUCGUUGUUCUCUGCAUCGGAGCCGUGUUCCAAACCGCAGCAACCCACCUUGCGAUGAUGGUCGUUGGCCGGAUCAUUGCAGGUCUGGGAACCGGUGUCGUUUCUACCUCUGUGCCUUUGUAUCUCAGUGAAGUCGCCCCGGCGCAGCACAGAGGUCUGUACGUUGCCGGUAAUCAGGUCGGCAUCGUCUUUGGCAUUUCAAUGGCUUUCUGGGUCGGAUAUGGAUAUUCUUUCUGGGAUUAUGGCAAUGGCAUCAACCUAGAGUGGCGUCUUUCAGUGGCUAUGCAAUACGUUCCCGCCUUGCUAUUCCUCGCCGGAGUGCCGUUGUUGCCCGAAAGCCCUCGAUGGCUUCUGGAGCAUGAUCGCACAGAAGAUGCCGCAGUCUCCCUGGCCAAACUGCGAGGAGCGUCCAACAUUGCUGACAUACAGGUCGAGCUGGACGAAAUCCACGCCAACAUUCUCUGGCACAAAAAGAACUCAAUCACCUCUGCCAUGGUUUUCAUCAAGGAAAAGCCUCUGUGGUCCCGCCUCUGGCGAGCCUGGGCCCUGUCGUUCCUCCAGCAGAUGAGCGGCGCCGCUGGAAUCAGAUACUAUCUUCCCACCAACUUCAUCGCUGCGGGCACGUCGGAGAGCUUGAGCUUGCUGGCGUCGGGAAUUGACGGCACGGUCCAGGUUGGGUGCACUAUCGCUGCCAUGUUCUUCAUCGAUAAGCUUGGACGCAGACAUUCGCUGGGUAUUGGUGCUAUCAUCAUGGCAUUCUGUCUGAUGAUCAACGGCGCUUUGCAACUCGCGUACCCCAAUCAGACCAACAGUCACGCAAACUACUGCAACAUAUUUUUCAUAUUCUUCUUCACAGUCGGAUACAGCAUGGGAUUUGGCCCUUGUGCCUGGAUUUACUCUUCUGAGAUUUUUCCAGCAAACUGCCGUUCCAAGGGGCUUGGCCUUUCUGCCUCCGGUGCUUCUCUUGGUUCCAUCAUCGUUGGCCAGGUCUGGCCUAUCGCUGUAGCUAAUAUCGGGCCACGCGUUUACUUCAUCUUCAUGUCGUUCAAUGUCUUUGCCGCUAUCUUGGUGUACUCCUGCUACCCAGAGACCAAGAGAAAGACUCUCGAGGAGCUUGACUCGCACUUUGGGAAGCUUAAUGUUCACUCGGAGACUGAAGCUACCCCGAAGCAGAUGUUGGGUGAGGGCCAUGAGCAUCUUGAGGAGACUGGCUCGAAGGCAUAA
Ilyonectria robusta is the source of this 1503-nucleotide messenger RNA. Its product is annotated as general substrate transporter. Lineage: Eukaryota; Fungi; Ascomycota; Sordariomycetes; Hypocreales; Nectriaceae. Gene Ontology annotation, molecular function: carbohydrate:proton symporter activity. Bases 1 to 1503 code for a protein of 500 amino acids. The record is from RefSeq and is a predicted model, not a curated record. Gene Ontology annotation, cellular component: membrane. The transcript has 7 exons. Gene Ontology annotation, biological process: carbohydrate transport; transmembrane transport.